ACUACGUUUAUCUCGUAAAAUCCUGAUCCGAUCGACUUGAUCAGAUCCAGUGAAUCUUCGUUUCUCUCAUAAAAUGAAUUAUCCGAUUCAUAAAUCCUUUUUUUCCAUCGGAUAUAAAUAAAAAGAGACCGGUUGAAUUAGACAAAGCAAAAAAAUCUUCUUUUUUAUUAAAUUUGUAGCAAAUUCUCAUGAGAGGGGAAAGGGGAAAGCAGUUUCUGAUUUUUACAUAAAAAGAAGAUGCAUUUUCAUGCAAUGACAAUAUACACUUUAACCUAAAUUUGGAAUUUUGGCGGGUCCUUUGCCUUUGUCUAGGUUGUAUUUUAUAACGAUUUUAUUAACGAUCGCGUUCUUUCGGUGCUUAAUUUAGUGGCAAAAUGAAAUCGACAACAAAAAAUAAACUUGUUGCCGCAUGCUUUUUAUUUAUUUUGUUGCUACAAAGGCAACAUGAAAAUAAUAGAUUGGCUGCAAUAAGUGCAAUUACAAGAAGAAGACAGCGUAACUUUACCAGGAAUCUGGCUUUUAUUUCAAACAUGAAAAAUAGGAAACCAAGGAGAAAAAACAAAAUUCGGAGUUUUCAUUGGUGGGAAGAAGUCGUACUAAGAAACAAAUUAUCUGAAGAAGAAUGGUUGGAAAAUUUCAGGGUUUCACAAAACACAUUUAUGUAUUUAUGUGACCAACUGAGAGAAGUUUUAGCUCCUCAGCCUAAUAUUUUAAGUCAGUAUUGGAAGUAUGCCAAAUUAAUGACAGUAGAGAAGAAAGUAGCUGUGAGUCUAUAUUUCUUGGCUAGCUGUGCAGAAUACAGAGUGAUUGGGAACCAGUUUGGGAUCCAAAAGUCCACUGUCUGCAAAGUGGUGUACCAGUUUGUCAAUGCAGUGAAUAAAAUAUUGACACCAAAACAUAUUAGAUUCCCCAACUCUGCAGAGGCAAAACAAUCGGCAAGCCUAUUUCAGCACAAAAGUAAAAUCCCCAAUAUUAUAGGAGCAAUUGAUGGCACUCACAUUCCCAUAUUACCGCCAUCUGAGGGAUAUAGGGAUUUUAUAAAUAGAAAAGGUUGGGCAUCAUGGAUUCUGCAGGGUAUUGUGGAUGCAAAAUAUAAAUUCAUAGAUAUUUCCAUCAAACAGCCAGGGAGAAGUCAUGAUUUUGCAGCUCUUUUGGCAUCAAAUAUUUAUAAAAAUAUUGAUAAACUGCUUCCAAAGGAAACAGUUUCUGUGAAUGGAGAAGAUCUGCCAUAUGUGAUUAUUGGAGAUCCAGCCUAUCCUCUUUUACCUUGGCUACUGAAAAGUUAUUCUGGGCCUAAUCUCACACCUAUUGAAGAAUCUUUCAAUGUCCACAUGAAUUCUGCCAGAGUCGCAAUAGAGAUUGCUUUUGGUCGCCUAAAGGCAAGAUGGAGGUGUUUGAUGAAACGCAAUGACAUGCACUUUUCAUUUGUACCCGAGGUAAUAGCCACUUGUUGCACUCUCCAUAAUAUUGUGGAAACAUUCGAGGAUAAAUUUAUGGAAAAUUGGACUACAGCUGUGGAAGAGCUGGAGUUGACAUUUGAACAGCCAGGUAUUCGCCAGUGUCCAACUUACCAUGAGUUUGAAGGGUAUAUCUCCCGAAUAUGCAUUAGCGAAUAUUUAGCACAGAACUUUCCAUUGCGUCGAACCAUGCUAUAGUGUCAAAAGUGUUGGUUAAUUUUUAUACAGGGUGUCUGGAAAAUAGUGUAAAAGCUCUCCACUACGUAGUAGGGAAUCCUUUGAGUAACCCUAGAAAAAUAAUUAGAAAAAUCCUCCUCGUCCAUUCUGGGUAAUAUGAAGAGGUAAAUGUGGAAUGUGGAUGGAAUGUUUUUUUGUUUCAUAUCCUUUAAUGAUUUACCUAUAAAAAUUGUUGUUAACCUUUAAAACGCAUUAUGAAAAUUGCAAAAUCUCUAAUGCCACUAGAUUUUUCGAAUUAUUUUUCUGGGGUUCUUUGAAGGGUCCUCCACCACUCUGAAUAGUUUUUACACUAUUUUCCGGACACCCUGUAUAUUAUAUGUAGAUAAUAUUUCAAAACGCGCUAUUUGUGUAAGGUUGGAUAUUGGGAGCAUUGCAAGCCACUAUUUUUAAAACAUAAAAUACUUACAGUAUGCUGUAUAUUUAUCAUGGAAACUGCUUGCCUUAUGCACAAAAAACAUUAUGAUGAGUUAGAAUAUCCAAGAACUUAUCCAACUAGGCAACUUCUUAAAAUUCAGCUCCCUAUACCCAAGACUGCAUUGACGCAAAAUUCACUAAUUUAUAAAAGUAGGCAAAUUUUUAAUCAUCUGCCUGUUAACUUAAGGCAGAUAGGUGCUUUUAAAAAGUUUAGACUAGAGCUCAAAACAUCUUUACAUGGAAAAGCCUACUAUCACAUUAGUGAAUUUUUAAAUGAAAAAUUUUAAUUUUGCUCGUUUCAUUGUUUUGUUUUGUUCUGACCGCAACCUUUAUGUUUUUUCUGUAUUGGCUGUACCUUCUAUAUGACUCUAUAGUUUGAUGUAGUAAAAAUUGUACAUGUGUUGCUUAGGAUUGUGCUUUGAAAUUUAUGUUUAUGUUUAUUUUUUAUUUUAUUGAUUGUAAAAUCUGUUUUUUUUUUUUAAAGAUAAAAGUCAAAAUGACAUUGUGUUGGCAAUACAAUGUAAAAUUGUCAAAACUUUCAAAUUUUUUAUGUAGAAAAGGCUUGUGUUGCCAGCAUAGUUACUAAAUUUUUGACUUGGGGAAUUAUCUUUAAAAAAAAAAACAGACCUUACCUCUUUUUUUUUAUAACCCAAUAAUUUUUAAUUACUUGCACAUUAUUUAAGAUCAUGCUUUGUCAAUGAAAUUUAUUUUCCGACAAUAAAUUAUAUUUUGAUUGAUUGAUUGAAACACAA
Molecule: messenger RNA, 2860 nt
Organism: Ceutorhynchus assimilis (cabbage seed weevil)
Lineage: Eukaryota; Metazoa; Arthropoda; Insecta; Coleoptera; Curculionidae
Source: the annotation of a GenBank genome assembly